Molecule: messenger RNA, 3168 nt
Organism: Exophiala viscosa
Lineage: Eukaryota; Fungi; Ascomycota; Eurotiomycetes; Chaetothyriales; Herpotrichiellaceae
Product: fungal-specific transcription factor domain-containing protein
Exons: 3
Coding region: 91-2928 (945 amino acids)
Biological process (GO): regulation of DNA-templated transcription; DNA-templated transcription
Molecular function (GO): DNA-binding transcription factor activity, RNA polymerase II-specific; zinc ion binding; DNA binding
Source: RefSeq, a predicted model, not a curated record
UGCUUGAGCACCGCCUUCUUGCGAUCCAUUGCAAGGUCGCAAAAGACUAACACAAUUAAAACUCUCCUGCGUUCGAUACCAGACCCCGCCAUGGAUGCCGAGGUGAAGCCAGAAGGAUCAAGGUCACAGUCUUCGGCCGGACAAGAGUUCUCGGAGAAUACAGAAGCCCUUACGCAAACCCCAUCCAAGGGAAAGAACAAGAACAAAGACAAAGAGAGCAGCGCCUCGACAAAACGACGAUGUGUGAGCACAGCUUGCAUCGCUUGCCGAAAGCGCAAAUCCAAAUGCGAUGGAAUGCUCCCCAAGUGCGCGGCAUGUGCAUCAGUGUAUUUGACGGAAUGUGAAUAUGCGCCUCAUACCGAUCACCGCCGGAAAGGUGUGUAUAAGAAAGAUGUGGACAGUUCCAAGACGAAGAACUCCACGCUACAAGUGCUCAUACAGGCCAUCCUUAAUGCCGAAGAGGACGAUGUGUUGGACUUGGUUCGCCAGAUACGGACGUGCGACAGCCUCGAAGAACUGGCUGGUAGUAUAGAGGCGGGCGAGAGAUACGGUGACGAUCGUGCGGACUCACCCGUAUACAACGACGACAUGAUGGUUCCACAGUUCGAGGCUGAAUUGUCAGGUAAGAUGGGUGAUUUGAUGUUGGACGGGUCUGUCAAGUUUAUUGGUGGUACAUCGAACUUGAUCUGGCUCCCUCACGACUACGAACACGGAGGCACCGGCAUUUCUCCACCAGAGAAGACCGUUGUCCGACCCAAGGAGGAAGCGAUUCUGUCAUGGACGAAAGUUACACAAAAUAAGGAUGACAUCCUUCAUUUCAUGAACAUGUACUUUUGCUGGCAUUACGCUUUCUUCACAACGCUGGCCAAGGAGUUGUUCUACAGAGACUUCUUGACGGGACAAACCUCGCAGUACUGUUCGCCGCUCUUGGUCAAUGUCAUGCUCGCGCUUGGCUGCCACUUCUCGUCGCGGCCGGCUGCGCGAGCGGACCCGGAUGAUUCUGGAACCACCGGUGACCACUUCUUUGCGGAGGCUAAGCGGCUCUUGUACGACAACGACGAAUUUGCCAAUGCAAAACUUUGUACAGUACAAGCGCUUGCAUUGAUGUCAGUGAGAGAGGCCGGCUGUGGCCAUGAGAGCAAGGGCUGGGUCUACAGUGGCAUGAGUUUCCGAAUGGCUGGCGAUUUGGGGCUGAACGUCGAUGCGCAGCCUAUGAACGAAUCCUCUCGACUGACGGAUGAGGACGUUGACGCAAGGCGGGUCACGUUCUGGGGAUGCUUCCUCUUCGACAAAUGCUGGUCGAAUUAUCUCGGACGACAGCCUCAACUACAAUUACCAAACAUAACGGUGAAAAGGCCCGAUGUGUUUCCUUCCGAGGACAGUGAGAUGUGGUCACCGUACACUGACUCCGGGAUCAUACAAGCACACGCGCAACCAGCUCGGACAAGGGCGGUGGCUUUGCAGUUGUCGAAACUUGCCGAGAUCUCCAGUGAUCUUUUAAUCUCGUUCUAUAAUCCACAACAACUGGACAAACCUCUGUCUAAACAGGCCGAACUCAAGAAGCUGACCGAUCUACACACCAGGCUUGAAGCUUGGAAGCAAGGCUUGCCGACUGAAAUGGAGCCCAAGGAGGGCCAACUCCCUCAGGUGCUUCUCAUGCACAUGUUCUUCCAAUUAUUAUACAUACACCUUUACCGACCUUUCCUGAAAUACACUCGUACGACAUCACCUUUGCCAUCACACGUUUCGCCCCGAAAGUACUGUACACAAGCAGCAGGUGCAGUAUCGAAACUGUUCCGUCUGUACAAGCGAACGCAUGGCUUGCGCCAAAUAUGCAACAUCGCCAUAUACAUCGUCCAUUCAGCAUGUACCAUCCAUCUGUUGAAUUUACCAGACAAGAAUGCCCGACGCGACAUUGUCCACGGCAUCAAGCACCUCGAAGAGAUGGGAGAGUGCUGGACAGCCGCUCGACGGACCUUGCGAGUCCUCCGCAUCUGUGCCGACCGGUGGAAUAUCGAUAUACCAGAGGAGGCGGAGAUGGUUUAUACCCGUAUCAAAGUCAAGUGGGGAGUCACCGCAGAAGCGGGCUCACCUGUGUCACCUCUGACCAUGGGUCAUAUGGCCAAGCACAUCCAGGCUCAACCUGUUCCGGAUCUGAUGGCUCGAAAUAUCCAACAGCAACAACGACAUGGGAUGAUGAUGAUCCCGCAAACCCAAGGAGGUAUGUCGGUACCCAUGGCGCCCUCACCGCCCGAAACCAUUGACACCCGUCGCUCGUCAGGUAAUUUGUCGAUGCCGCCUCAGUCGGCCGCCGAUCUCAGUCGUGAUGCGCACCGCGUCCGGUCCUCGACGUACUUGACCAAAGCACAGCACGACGCGUGGAACGCUCAUCAAGCGCGACUGGCCACAACUUCGACCGCGGCAUCCGGCACCCAGAUGUCGUCAGCCAAUGCCGCCAAACUUUUUGGAGGUGUCGACAGUUUGAUCGAAGAUACGCAAGACUGGUUCUUCAAGGACCAGAACCAAUUGGCCAUGGGCUUUGGUAAUUGGGUCGAGCCACAACAGGACUGGGGAACGCUGGACUUGUCUUUCUUUGGUACUGAUGGGUCGGGCACCGUCAAUAAUGGCAGCUAUGUCAACACGAAUGACAGUUCACCUGCAUAUAAUGGGGGGAGUAUGCAGCAGUAUACCUCUUAUGAUACCAGUCCGCCAUACGUGUACGGCGGACAGGUCGGUACCAGCAUGGCCAACGGUAACGGCAAUGGCAACAUUGGAAGCAACAGCACCUUUACCAACGGUAAUGGUGCCGGUGUAAAACCGAACCGUCGUGGAAUGGGUGGUAUGGGAAUGAAUCCCGGCCUGGAUUUGAAGCGGCGACAGAGUCAGCAGGCUCAGAAUGGCGCAUUUGAUGAUGACAUGUACUAUUAAUGAUACGCGUGGGAAAGUGAGGGAUGAGAAUUAGAUACGGACAGGGAAAUGAGGAUUGGAAAUAGCACGGAGUCGAUGGUUUGGAUGGAUAUAAUGAAAGAUCGAAAUACCAUCAUCGAGUCAGUUAGAUGGGUUCAGUCAUCCGUACAAUACGUUCUUCAUAUGGCUUCCGAGAGUUGUGUAGAGCAUUGCCGCGGAGGCUGAGUUGACGUGCUCGAACACUUUCCCCGGGUUUAUCAC